AUGGUUUCCAACGCAGACAAGGCAUUCCUUGCUAUAACUCUAGCGGUAUCUAUCACAGAAAAAGAGAAAAGAAAGAGGCGAUGGUGUAAGGAAUGGUAUAAAAUGAGAUAUCGAUUCACGCAUGAACAUUUGCAAAGAACUCUUCAAGCAACUGAGCCCGACGAUUAUAAAAAUUUUCUACGAAUGGACAACGAUUAUUUUGAAACAUUGUUGGAGUUGAUUCGACCCAAUAUUGAAAAGCAAGAUACCAAUAUGCGACAAGCUAUUCCUGCCAGCCAAAGGCUCUCUAUAACUCUAAGGUACUUGGUCACUGGUAUGGACUUGGAAGAUUUAAAGUUUAUGUGUGCUGUCGCUCCUCGUACUUUGGAUUUAAUAAUACAGGAGACGUGUGAGGCUAUAAUUCAAAAGUUAAAAAGAAUAUAUCCGGGUCCUGCUGUGAUGUGUUUUUGCUUUUCUUUGAUUGUACCGAGAACGAUCGAGGACUGGAAAAAAGUAGCCAAAGAUUUCGAGAGACGAUGGAACUUUCCCAACUGUAUAGGUGCUGUUGAUGGCAAGCACAUCGAAAUAGAAAAACCUUCAAAUUCGGGAUCUUACUAUUUUAACUAUAAAAAGACAUUUAGUAUUGUUCUCAUGGCUAUUGUAAACGCCAAUUAUCAAUUUAUGAUGGUUGAUGUUGGUGCAAAUGGGCGGAUGUCAGAUGGUGGAACUUUAAAAAAUACAAAGUUUUGGCAAUUGUUUUCUGAAAGUGAAAACAAACUUAAUAUUCCGGAGCCAUGUGAGUUACUAGAAAGCGAUAAAAAGUUUCCGUUUGUACUGGUAGGUGACGAAGCUUUCCAACUGACUCCAAACUUCAUGAAGCCAUACAACAAAGCCGUCUUGACAGACGAAAGACGGAUUUUCAACUAUAGAUUGUCAAGAGCCAGGAGGGUGGUUGAAAAUGCUUUUGGCAUCCUGUCUUGGCGCUUCAAAAUAUUUAUAAAAGACAUUGGACUGCAUCCCGAUAAAACGCGAAAAGUUGUUUUGGCUGCCUGUCACUUACACAACUAUCUGUGUGAAAAAAAUAAAAACAAAUAUAUUCAACCAGGAGAUAUUGACAUUGAAGAACCAAAUACCACAGUCACAAAAGGUGCGUGGAGACAAGGACGGCAAUUGUUAACUUGGCUCACUUGGCUCUGGGACACAAACAUUUAUUUUGGUAUUUCAGUUUAA
Molecule: messenger RNA, 1209 nt
Organism: Pieris macdunnoughi
Lineage: Eukaryota; Metazoa; Arthropoda; Insecta; Lepidoptera; Pieridae
Source: the annotation of a GenBank genome assembly